AUGGCUAGAGAUCAACAAGCGGUAGUGCUUAAUGCACUUGAUGUUGCCAAGACCCAGUGGUACCAUUUCACAGCAAUUGUCAUUGCCGGAAUGGGAUUUUUCACAGAUGCCUAUGAUAUCUUCUCCAUCUCCUUCAUCACCAAACUCCUUGGUCAUGUAUACUAUACUGAGCAAGGUGCAAAAAAGCCUGGCACGUUGCCUCCCAAUGUGUCUGCAGCCGUUAGCAGUGUUGCCCUAUGCGGCACUUUAGCCGGACAACUCUGCUUUGGCUGGCUUGGUGAUAAAUUAGGCCGAAAGAAAGUUUAUGGUAUAACUCUCAUGCUAAUGGUGAUCAGCUCCAUUGUCUCAGGGCUCUCUUUUGGAUCCACACCAAAUGGUGCGAUGGCAACGCUUUGUUUCUUUCGAUUUUGGCUUGGUUUCGGCAUUGGCGGUGACUAUCCCCUUUCAGCUACAAUCAUGUCUGAGUAUGCUAACAAAAAGACUCGUGGGGAAUACAGGAGCAUAUAG
Molecule: messenger RNA, 507 nt
Organism: Prunus dulcis (almond)
Lineage: Eukaryota; Viridiplantae; Streptophyta; Magnoliopsida; Rosales; Rosaceae
Product: inorganic phosphate transporter 1-4-like
Exons: 1
Coding region: 1-507 (168 amino acids)
Biological process (GO): transmembrane transport
Cellular component (GO): membrane
Molecular function (GO): transmembrane transporter activity
Source: RefSeq, a predicted model, not a curated record